This is a messenger RNA of Suncus etruscus (white-toothed pygmy shrew), 1849 nucleotides long. It is a transcript of the gene CEBPG, whose product is annotated as CCAAT enhancer binding protein gamma. NCBI's taxonomy places the organism in Eukaryota, Metazoa, Chordata, Mammalia, Eulipotyphla, Soricidae. The coding region runs from base 216 to 668 and encodes 150 amino acids. Gene Ontology annotation, biological process: regulation of transcription by RNA polymerase II; DNA-templated transcription. The transcript is spliced from 2 exons. The record is from RefSeq and is a predicted model, not a curated record. Gene Ontology annotation, molecular function: DNA-binding transcription factor activity, RNA polymerase II-specific; RNA polymerase II cis-regulatory region sequence-specific DNA binding.
GGCUGCGGGUUUCGUAACCGUCGCUCCUCCUCGCCGACUCGCGGGGUUCGGGCCGCGCCGCGCGGGGCCGCUCGGAAGUGAAGGCCGCCUCGGGGCGGGCGGGCGGGCUGGAAGCGCAGGUACGUGCGAAGAUUUCUUGGCACUUCAGCGUGGAAACCAUUGAUCACCUUGCCCUUGUUUCUGUCUGUUCUGGGUUGGUAAGGGAGAGUGCCCAAAUGAGCAAGAUAUCGCAGCAGAACAGUACUCCAGGAGUGAAUGGAAUAAGUGUCAUUCAUACGCAGGCUCAUGCCAGCGGUUUGCAGCAGGUUCCUCAGCUGGUGCCCGCUGGCCCUGGAGGCGGGGGCAAAGCGGUGCCUCCAAGUAAGCAAAGCAAAAAGAGCUCCCCUAUGGAUCGAAACAGUGACGAGUAUCGCCAGCGCCGAGAACGGAACAACAUGGCGGUUAAAAAGAGCCGGUUGAAAAGCAAGCAGAAGGCGCAGGAUACGCUGCAGCGAGUCAAUCAGCUCAAGGAAGAGAACGAACGCUUGGAAGCAAAAAUUAAGUUGCUGACUAAGGAGUUAAGCGUACUGAAGGAUUUGUUUCUUGAGCAUGCACACAACCUUGCAGACAACGUGCAGCCCAGUAGCACUGAAAACACCACAACGAAUUCUGAUAACACAGGACCGUAGAUCUCAUGCCCCCCUGGCUCCCACACUUAGGGCUUGAACGUUAAGGGCGUGACUGCACCGCUCCUGUCAAUUCCUGAGCAAGCGAGCACCCUGUGCUCUGUGAUUGCAAAGGCCCCCUGAAAGGGCUUCUCUAGCAUCAGCACUGAAGAGUUGACAAACCUCAUGAGAAACAUUAGCCUUGUUAUUUGAUACCCAGUUUUAAAUGACCGUAUUUUUUUUGGUGGGGUCUAAAGAAAUUUUUUUAAGGCAUAUAUGGUAAAAACAAAUCGACCCUGGAUCACGAUGUUCUUAAUAAAUCUUUAUUUCCCAAGAAAUGUUUCUUUUUUAGGUUGUCAGAAGGAUUUGGGAACUGGCAUUUCACCGAGGAGGUUUUUGGUUUGAUUGGGUAUGGCUAAUUGGAUUAAGGUAGUUGAAUGCAAUCUAUCUUCUCUUUGUGAUUUUAUUCUAAAUUUUGUAUUAAGAGGCCUUAGGGCUAUCGAAACCAAUCACUUUGUAAUUUUGGAGAAUUUCAUGUCUAGUAUAAACUGUUUUAGCAAAAAUAGCACGUUGAUGAAUAGUGAUGGUUGCUUUAAGAAAUCCCCUUGCAUUCUAAAAGUAGCAUGCAGCCAGUUGGUUUCAAAAAAAUAGUUUUGAGGAAACAAUCAUAUUUUUAAAAGGAAAAGAAAUGCGUAUUCGACUUAGGCUUUUGAGCUACUAGAUUGGCAUUCAUUUUUUCCUUAAGAAGUAAAAUAAUUUGGAAGUUUAGAAAAACUUGGAUACACAAUUUUUAGUUCCUGCCGUUUCUAGUGAAAUAAGCAUUUUUUGGAGACUGUUUUGACUGCCAAGUUAGUAGACGAAAUACUAACACGAUUUGACCACACAAGCUAAUGAUUAGGAGUAAGUUUCUUUGUUAGAUGAUCUAAAAUGGGGUCAUUAUUUUACAUGAAUUUAUGUCAGAAUUUGAUCAUAAUCAGUUGAUUAGAAAAAUAUAUCAACUCCAUGCCCUCUCCCAAAAUUGUCUAAAAAACUUGAAAGUCUGACGUUUUAACCUUUAAUUUAUUUUCUUUAAACAUCUUUUUAUAUUGUUUUUGUGGUAUUUUUUUCCUAGUGUUAGUGGGGGUGUUCUUCCAGAUGUUUUGUGCCAUUGCUUCUGUUCAUUGUUUGCUUUUUUUAAAAAAUCGAAUAAAUUAUUGUAGAACAAA